Apis mellifera (honey bee) is the source of this 1217-nucleotide messenger RNA. It is a transcript of the gene koko, whose product is annotated as cyclin-Q. Gene Ontology annotation, biological process: regulation of transcription by RNA polymerase II. The transcript has 6 exons. Gene Ontology annotation, cellular component: nucleus. The record is from RefSeq and is a predicted model, not a curated record. NCBI's taxonomy places the organism in Eukaryota, Metazoa, Arthropoda, Insecta, Hymenoptera, Apidae. Gene Ontology annotation, molecular function: cyclin-dependent protein serine/threonine kinase regulator activity. The coding region runs from base 294 to 1109 and encodes 271 amino acids.
AAAUAAAAAAGUAAUAAAUAGAAUUAUUGUAUUAAGGAAAAAUUAAUUAAUGAAUUUAUAAUAACAUUAUCAUAUUGUAAAUUGUUGACAAAUGAAAGUGAAGAUCACAUAAUGUAAAGUGAGAUAUAAGAGUGAGAAUAGUCAUAUAGCACAUUCCUUUAAGAAGGAAUUUUUGCGGGAAUAUAAUUGACUGUUGGUAAUUUUGAUACGCAGUAUACAGUAAAUAAAUAUUAUAACCUGUAACAGAACAAAUUGUUUUCAUUAUAAACAAAUUCAAUUAAAAUAUCAUCAAAAUGAAUCCAACGGAACCUACAAGUACUGAAACUUUAAGUUCCAAAAUGAAAGAUGUUAUUGAUGUAUUAGCUAUGCAACGAGAGAAGAGGAAUACUUUGCAGAAAAGUAUUACAAUUGAUUAUACAAAAAGUAGUGAUAGUUUCACAAUUUCAAGAUUUAUAUUUGAAUGUGGUUUAAAAUUAGAAGCUCAUCCAUUGACUAUUGCUACAGCUGCAACAUUAUAUCAUAGAUUUAUAAAAGAAGCUGUUCCAGGAGGUUAUGAUAAUUAUUUAAUUGCUGCAACAUGUCUUUAUUUAGCUGGAAAAGUGAAAGAUGAUAAUUUAAAAAUAAGAGAUGUAAUGAAUGUAUCUUAUAGCACAUUACAUAGAGGAUCACAACCCUUAGAAUUGGGAGAUCAAUAUUGGAGUAUGAGAGAUGCAAUAGUUCAAGCAGAACUUUUAAUCAUGCGCAUGCUCAAAUUUCAAGUAACUCCAAUACAUCCACAUAAAUAUAUGUUACAUUAUUUACGGUCUUUGCAAGCAUGGUUUGGAGAAGAAGAAUGGUCUAAAUAUCCAGUUGCAAAAACCAGUAUGGCACUUCUGCAAGAUUUUCAUCAUUCUCCAGCUAUACUUGAUUAUCCGCCAAAUUUAAUAGCAAUUGCUUGUAUUAAUUUGUCAUUACAAAUUUAUGGUGUAGUAGUGCCAUUAAUGGACGAAUGUGAUCAGCAACCUUGGUUUAAUGUUUUCUGUAAAGAUUUAACAAGAGAUAAACUUUGGGAAAUAAUGGAAAAAGUUAUGGGAGCAUAUGAUGAAGAACCAGAAACUAGAGACAAUUAAAAUAUUUCAGUACUAUUUCAAUUUCAUCAUAUAUUAACAUAAAUUCAACAUUCUCAUAAAAAUUGGUAUUGAAAGAGUACAAAUAUAAAUCAGGAUCAUUAAAACAAA